Molecule: messenger RNA, 321 nt
Organism: Teleopsis dalmanni
Lineage: Eukaryota; Metazoa; Arthropoda; Insecta; Diptera; Diopsidae
Product: polyprenol reductase-like
Exons: 2
Biological process (GO): polyprenol catabolic process; dolichol-linked oligosaccharide biosynthetic process
Cellular component (GO): endoplasmic reticulum
Molecular function (GO): 3-oxo-5-alpha-steroid 4-dehydrogenase activity
Source: RefSeq, a predicted model, not a curated record
AUACUUGUCAAUCUGCGUAAAAAUCCACAGACAGGUGAAGUAUCUACUGAGAAGCAUUUGUUACCAAGAGGCGGUUUCUUUAAUUUGAUCUCAUCACCGCAUAUGUUUUUCGAAAUUGUUAUGUAUGCGGUUUUAUUGAGUCUAUUGCCCAGAUGCACUUCAUGGUAUUUUAUAGUAUUUUGGGUACUCAGCAAUCAGACUAUGAAUGCGCUACUUACGCAUAAAUGGUACAAGGAUAAUUUUAAAGAUUAUCCUAAAAAUCGUCGUGCACUUUUCCCACUCGUCCUGUAGAUCAUAUCAAAUCUGUUAAUAAUAGUCUUA